GCGUCCGAGAAGGAGCAAGCGUGCGGGGCCCGAGCGAGCGAGUGAGUGAAAGCGGUGCCGCCCGCAGGCCGCAGGCGCGGCGGGUGCCCGGCGUUUCCCCGCCUCCUUGCCUUGGGUUUCCCUAAAUAAGGCAGGCGAGCGGGGUGUAGCUCCGCCGCACCUCCUUGCACGUCCUUCCCCGAAUAAGGCCUCCCCGUCCCCCGCCGCCCGCGUCCCCGCCUGGGCUGGGCGCGCCAUCCCCACAGCGCAGCCUGUGUAGCCUCCGCAUCCCGGUCCCCGGCCCCUUCCCUGUCGCCCCGCCGCCCGAGCGGUCGCCGCCCGUUCCGCCGUUCCUCCGCUGCCACCGCUGCCGGCACCAUGGGCAGUGAGCAGAGCUCCGAGGCCGAGAGCCGACCCAACGAUCUGAACUCCUCAGUGGCCCCUUCUCCAGCUAAGCAUAGAGCCAAGAUGGAUGAUAUUGUGGUUGUAGCUCAGGGCUCCCAGGCCUCACGGAAUGUCAGCAGUGAUCCCGAUGUCAUCAAGUUGCAAGAGAUUCCAACCUUCCAGCCACUUUUGAAAGGGCUGUUGAGUGGCCAGACUUCUCCAACAAACACCAGACUGGAGAAGUUGGAUUCUCAGCAGGUGCUGCAGCUCUGCCUCCGUUAUCAGGAUCACCUCCGUCAGUGUGCAGAGGCUGUUGCUUUUGAUCAGAACGCUUUGGUCAAACGAAUCAAAGAGAUGGAUCUGUCUGUAGAAACCCUCUUUAGCUUCAUGCAGGAGCGCCAGAAAAGAUACGCCAAAUACGCCGAGCAGAUCCAGAAGGUCAACGAGAUGUCGGCCAUCCUGCGCCGUAUCCAGAUGGGCAUCGACCAGACAGUGCCGCUGCUGGAGCGGCUCAACAGCCUGCUGCCCGAGGCCGAGCGCCUGGAGCCCUUCAGCAUGAAGCCCGACCGCGAGCUCAGGCUGUAGCUGCCUCCCCCCACCGGCUGUGGUCGGGGGACCGCCAGGGCCCCAGGACGCUUGGAACCAAAGGCGUCGGAGGUGACCCAAGGCCGCUGGGGGUGUUGACGCUCCCCGGGGGCACGGGAAGCAGUCCCGUCGCCCUGGAGACUGCGAUGCCCCAGCCCUUCCCUUGACGCGCUCUCCCUCUGCAAAGCCAGCAAACCUACUCUCAGUGGUCACCGAAGUUGGAACGUUUGAACUAUUAGGGAUUCUUUACAGAACUCUGCCUUGGGACUUAUUUUUAUUUUGCGUAGUUCUCUCUUUUUGUAAAUUGACAGUGUAUAUUAUCUAGUCUAGCUUGCAGACUGAAAAUAUGAAGAGAAGGGGAGAAAUAUUUUAAGAAGCUCUGUGUCCUUGACGCCUUCGUGAAAUUUUUCUCAGUAGGCUGUCUUGUGGGCUGUAAACAUAAAGAACUAAUUUAA
This is a messenger RNA of Physeter macrocephalus (sperm whale), 1403 nucleotides long. RefSeq names its product Bprotein-1 related complex subunit 5 (gene BORCS5). Gene Ontology annotation, cellular component: BORC complex; synaptic vesicle membrane; cytoplasmic side of lysosomal membrane. The transcript has 4 exons. NCBI's taxonomy places the organism in Eukaryota, Metazoa, Chordata, Mammalia, Artiodactyla, Physeteridae. The record is from RefSeq and is a predicted model, not a curated record. Gene Ontology annotation, biological process: positive regulation of anterograde synaptic vesicle transport; organelle transport along microtubule; lysosome localization. Bases 358 to 948 code for a protein of 196 amino acids.